Molecule: messenger RNA, 3861 nt
Organism: Amoebophrya sp. A25
Lineage: Eukaryota; Dinophyceae; Syndiniales; Amoebophryaceae
Source: the annotation of a GenBank genome assembly
AUGGACGCCGCUAACGCGUAUAAUGGUCAGAUCAAGGAUGGCCUUUUCCACGGAAAGGGUACCCUGAUCUACCAAGGCAACGAAAAAUAUGAGGGUGACUGGGUCUUCGGAAAGCGAGAAGGAACGGGAAGAUUUACGUACAACUACACAAUAAUGUUGAUGCUUGAAAAAACGAAUAGAAAUUUAGAUUGUUGUACAAUACAAGUAAGUAUCUAUCUGUGGCAUAGAGUAUGAAGUGGAGCAUUCUUCUCUUUCAGAUUUUGCUCAUAAGACAAGAACGGGUUAGAUGAAAAGGAUUUCUUACCAUAGUAACUAAUUCACUGGGUAUGACGUACUUUUCUUGACGUUUACCUUUUUUUGUCUUCCACAAAAGGUACGCGGACGGGGCCGUAUUUGAGGGGCAAUGGCAGGAUGAUAGGAUACACGGUCACGGUGUCUCAUUAUUCGCCAGCGGAAACAGGUGCAACUACCACAGAAAUCAUGGAAAAAAUUCAUAGAUUGUUUGAUGACACUUAUUGUUGUUAAGUACUACUGAUCGAGGCAAGAGACGAGACGUCAUUUUUUGUGUUGUAUCCUUCCAACCCCACGCCUCCUGUCUUCCCGCAUGUUGUAGAACUGCCGCCUUUUAUUUACUUUUCUCUACUCCGACCGUUCAUUCGGAAGAUAAUGAACUUUUAACGACAUCUAUUCCUUCUGACGCCAACAGGUACGAAGGUUCGUGGGACAAUGGCAGGAUUAACGGGUACGGAAAGUUGACGUACAGUAACGGGGAUGAGUAUGAAGGCGAGUGGCAAGACGGAAAGAUGCAUGGUAGGGGUGUCUACCGUUAUGCUGAAGGUGAUGUCUAUAGCGGCGAAUGGAGGGAAGACAAGCGUCACGGAAAGGGAACCGUUACGUAUGUCAGCAGCAAGGUACUUUCUUUGCGACGUAGAUGCUUCUGGUAUCAUGAAAACGUGACGUUCCUGGUUAAGAAAGCAUUGCAUUGCCAUACGCUUGGUGAAGAAUGCUCAUUUACAACGAGGCUUUUCAAGUCGCUGCUCUAAAACCACCAGAGUUAUCGUUAGGUACAUUAUCAUUCUCCUGAUCAUCACACUUAGGGCUCCGUAGUGGAAAAAUAUGAGGGUGAUUGGGUAAACGGAAAGAUGCAUGGCCAUGGCCGAUACCAAUACGCGGAUGGUGGCAUCUAUGAGGGAAAUUGGAUUGAUGGAAAAAUGCACGGCAAGGGAAUGUAAUUCUUUUUCUACAGCGCGGUAGUUGUAGUUGACUUAAUGCGUCAAUCAAUGUUUGUUUUUGCGGAACCAUUUUUCAAUUUUUUUUUCCAACCUCAAUAUUCUGACUCAUCCAUUUCAGUUACGUAUUCCCCAACGGGAACGAGUAUGACGGUGAAUGGGCAAACGAUAUGAAAGAGGGAUACGGUAUACUGACGUAUAAAAACGGAGAGCGUUAUGAAGGAUACUGGAAGGCAGAUAAAGUCCACGGCAAAGGAACCCUUGUCUACACGUAAGCCAAAUCAAGUAGAUCUUGAUGAAUCUGAAAUUGAUAUUGAAUGAAUUUGACGGUUUUUGUCAGUCAAUACUCAUAGAUAAAUUCAAAGAUUGAUAGUACUAGAAGCAGAAGCUCUUGGCAGGAUAACUCUCGGAGGUCAUGCGUCUUGGUAUCAAUGUGGACAUCUGCAUACUUUGCGACUCUUCUGCUCAGGUAUGGCGAUCAGUUUAUCGGAGACUGGGUUGAUGCGAAGAAGCAUGGUGAGGGUGAGCUAAUUUACUCCAAUGGUGAUCGCUUUCGUGGUCAGUGGGUUGACGAUCGGGCUUGUGGCUUUGGCGUUUUCGCGUACGCAAGUGGAAACCGCUAUGAAGGUCAGUGGAUUGACGACAAGCGCCACGGACGGGGUCAGUUUGUGUGCUCUCAAGAUGGAAGCACGUAUAAUCUUUUUAUCAUGUGUGCAAGUAUAGUACUGCCCAAGUCAAGCAAAGUAGCAGUCUUCUCCUCCUUCUUCUUUUUCUUUUCUUGUAGAAUGCUACCGCCACCGGGGAAACAAGUCGCGGGUGCGUCGGGGGGACCAGUUUCGGGGGGGGCGCGGUUUCCGCUGUCGUUUUCGGCUAGCCCUGUCGCAGGCCUUGCGCUCCCUCUGCGCGUCCUGAGGGCGCUCUAAUCGGGAACCAGCUGUCUCAUCUCGCCAUCUUGAGAUGCACCGAGUAGCAAUACUAAUGCUACAUACAACUUCUUGCUCAUAUGUAUUCUUUGUGUUCGUUUCAGUAAAGACUGAAAGUGCAACAAAUUUACUAGUUUGAAGACGUGCGUUUCUACUUCUGACUUAGGUACGACGGUGAAUUUGCGAACGGACGAAAGGAGGGCCGAGGCUUGCUCAAGUUCUCGAAUGGGCAUAUCCUUUCCGGCACUUGGCAACAUGGUGACCUCAAGUCGUGCCAGGAUUUUGUUUUUGCGAACGAUUCACCCUGGAAAAACCCAGAUCUCUAAACAGGGAUUAUGAAGCAUUUCAUAAUGCCGUUCCCAAACUGGUUAACACCAAGGAUAAUCAUUACCUAGUUCUUGCUUUAUCAUUUGCAAUCCUUCGGCUGCCUUUCUCAUGAUAGAGCAGAGGAGCAAAGUUACAUUGUGAGGGUCGUGUAGUUCCGGACUUCACUAUACUAGAAUACAGCAAGGGUUGCGGUGGAGCUUAGUUGAAAUAGAAUUUUUACCUGACGUUUUUACAUCUUUGUGAUCGAUUCACAGAAUUCUUCCGUAGUUAUUCUUGAUUUUAGUAUUUGUACGUUAUGAAUCAAUUAUAAAUCCGAUUUGUACAAGAGUUGUUCGAGUUCGACUUCACGUCGACAACAAAAACUAGCGAUAGAAGAAAGUUGUUCAUCGACAAAGUUAUAUUAGAAUCUCUAGUAUUACGUCCAAAAGACUAGUUUUGAGAGCAGGCAGCUGGUGAUCAAACCGUGUUUGCGGCGUGAUUCCACGUCGAUCUUUCUCUUGUUACCAAAUGUUGAGACUAAAGAUUCGCUGUAAGUAGAUACUCCUACCUCAACACAUAUCCUUUUUUUCUCAAUCUUCUUUACUUGAUGAUGUCAUACAGCAACCGACAUCCUCCCAGAUACCAAAUCCUCAGGCCGGCUGUGUCCUCCGAGUAUUCUCCCAUUCCGUGCGGCCCUUUUGGUAGGACAGGUUUUCUCAAGCACAAGCACGCCCUUCUUCCCAAAGGAGCCUAUACCUAUUUAGCGUCAAAUGAAAUAUUCCCGCCUCGAUGAUCAUCGUAAUUAAUCUCUUCUUGCAAUUACACAACGAUUCGGUCCGUCUCUUUUACCUCGUAUUAGGUAUCUUGCUUCAAAAUUAUCUAGAGUACUUUUUCUGCUUUCGUCGAAAUGUUCAACGAAGCUAAUUAAGAAAAGAUGUUAACGACCACAGUCUCACCUCGCGGACCCGAGACGAAUCGGAAGAGAACUUCUAAAAGCGGUGGUGCAAAGACAUCCCCCGCAUGCGAUAUUGUAUGAAAAUAUAAGUAUUCAUUUAGGAUUAGGUCAUCAACAAGGAAAUCUCGGUUUUCAAAAUGCAGUGAAAUGAGGUGAAAAUGAUGAAGAGGAUGCCGGUCUGAGGAUGCUCCUGAAAAAGAGAUGAAUUUGAAUCAUCAGGAAUAGCUGCUCUUACCUUUCAAAACUUGUUGUUGUUCUAUUUUUACAAACAUGCUUUCUUCAACAUCUGUGUCUAUCUCUCCUCUUGUGAUUGCACUUACAAUCGAACAUUGGUCGAGCGUCCUCCUUUUGUAAUGUCAACAAGCGUCGUGACGCACAGAUUAGAACAUGAAUCUGAAUCAAUCUGGAGAGGCGCAUGAAGAUGAGUGAUAUUUAACCCUGGCUCGAG